AUGGGCAAGUUCAUGAAGCCCGGGAAAGUGGUGCUCAUCCUGGCUGGACACUACUCAGAACGCAAAGCCAUCAUCGUGAAGAACAUUGAUGAUGGCAUCUCAGACCACCCUUACAGCCAUGCCCUGGUGGCUGGAAUUGACCGCUAUCCCCGAAAAGUGACGGCUGCCGUGGGCAAGAAGAAAGUCGCCAAGAGAUCCAAGAUCAAGUCCUUUGUGAAGGUUUAUAACUACAACCACCUGAUGCCCACAAGGUACUCUGUGGACAUCCCCCUGGACAAAACUGUUGUCAACAAGGAUGUCUUUAGGGACCCAGCCCUGAAACGCAAGGCUAGGUUGGAAGCCAAGGUCAAAUUUGAGGAACGAUACAAGACAGGUAAGAACAAAUGGUUUUUCCAGAAGCUUCGAUUUAACAAGGAAGAGCAUCUGAAAACAUCAGCAGUUUUGCGCUGGCAGAGAGCACCCUGUGAGUGCCCCUGCCAACAGACUCGUGUGGUCCUGAAGGUAGCACAGCUUGCAUAUGUCACAGUUGGUGUACUAGUGACUAGUGAUAACCACAAAAAACCAUUCCAGGGCUGGGGCUCAGUGACUGAGGUACCUGUUGCUAGAAGAUCUGGCUUUGACUCUCUGGAACCCAUUGAAAAUAUAAGUGUGACUGUAAAUCUUGAACUGUGGAUACAGAUUAAGGAAUGUGUAACGGCGUAA
This is a messenger RNA of Alexandromys fortis (reed vole), 702 nucleotides long. Its product is annotated as 60S ribosomal protein L27-like. Gene Ontology annotation, molecular function: structural constituent of ribosome. Gene Ontology annotation, cellular component: ribosome; cytosolic large ribosomal subunit. The record is from RefSeq and is a predicted model, not a curated record. NCBI's taxonomy places the organism in Eukaryota, Metazoa, Chordata, Mammalia, Rodentia, Cricetidae. Gene Ontology annotation, biological process: translation. The transcript is spliced from 4 exons. The coding region runs from base 1 to 702 and encodes 233 amino acids.